CCUGCAUCCAAUCCUUUCCCUGACUACCUAGUAUCCCCUGGUUCUGCUUAUUCGUUUAUCCCUCUGUGGUCACUAGCCUUGACUGCCUUGGAAAGCCUGUUGUGUCAGCACUCAUCGUCUUCGUCUUGGCGGAAACUACAGGCAUUAUUCUGGGGUUUGCCCACUAUCUCGCCAGAAUAUCAUACCUGGAGUUGCCAGUUGAGAUUAAUGACCGACUGGAGAUGUGUUCAACUCUGAGAUCUCAGCGAGAUAUACACCGCUAAUCACAUCUUCUAUUAUGAGUGAAAUCACUCCGGGAGAAGAUGCUGACCGCCAGAUAUGGCCAAGACUGGACUCAACUACCGCCUACAAAACAGUAGCCCUCCUUGUGCUGACUCUCGUCCUCUACAAGGCGAUCGCUAGAUCAAGGCGGUCUCACGAGCUCCCUACUUGGACAAUUCUCGAAACGGGACUUGUGGUUGCCGUCAUAACUAAAUCAGCCACCGCUCGGCGAAUCUACACCGCAAUCAGCCGGUAUGGAGGUCCUCUUCUCGGAAUAACUUCCAUCCAUCAGGUCGUUGUCGGCCUACAAGGAACAGAUCGCUUUCUCUCGCAGCCACCAACCACCCUCAGCGCAGACACUUUUCAACAAACCAUCAUGACCCGAGUUGGCGGACUAACCAACACGCCUGAGAUGAUGACCAAGUGGCACAAGACAUGGCGAAAGCUCCUCGAGCCGAUUGAACGCAUGUUUCUAAAUGAUACGCUGUCAGCUGCGGCCAUCGAACAGGCUCAAGUGGUCCAAAAAGCCCACUAUUUUGUUUCUUUCGCCGACAGCACACACGGGAUGAAGCCAUGGGAGGUUUCUGCUAAUGUGCAGCUCAUCACCCCACAAUCAGCCGAGACGGUUGGAGUGGUGGAAGCCGAUUUGCUCAAACUCACUCGCGAUUUUGGAGCCUACAUUGCCAUUCCGCUACUAUAUGGGCAUGACUUUUUGAACCGCUAUCCUAACCUCCUUGAUGACCUUUGGAGGGUAGAUGAUGACUUGCUUUUACUGUUAUUGAUAGGUGUCCCGCCUUGGGCUCCCUUUCGGACGGUGAGGAAGGGAAUGGAAUCGAGGUCACGCCUGUUGCGGGAGCUAGGGUCUCUAUACCAGCGUAUUCACCAGCACGUACAUGGACUUCCCGUCGAUUUUGAUGCCGACAUGUCAGACGUCAGCCCUGCUGCAAUGGAAAGAAGUGAAAUCUACAAUCGGACUGGCUGGACCUUUAAGGAACAAGGAGAGGGAGAUUUUGCGAUCCUGUGGGGGCAGAAUGCUAAUUUACAACCUAUGAUCUUCUGGUUCUUGACAUAUGUCUAUUCCACUCCUGGCCUCCUGGAGGAUAUUCGAAAGGAGAUAGCUCCACAUAUCAAGUUGUCACUGACCAAGCCACCUGAGCUUGUCUCCCUGGAUAAUGCAGCCUUGUACCGUGACUGUCCACUUUUGAAGUCAUGCAUUUUCGAGACCUACCGAAUGGCCAACGAGGCAACGUCUGUCCGCCAUGUCGAACGUCCUGUGACGGUCAAUGAUGGCCAACAGCGAUACGUGCUACAGCCUGGGACAUUUGUGACUGUGCCGCUCUCUCUGGACCAACGAGAUCCAUCUGUGUAUGCAAACCCAGAUCAGUUUGUUCCUACACGCUUUCUAGAGUCUGAUCCUCAAACCGGGAAUACCGUCGCGCGAUAUGGACGGCUUCGGCCAUGGGGAAUUGGAAUGCCUAGCUGCAAGGGACGUGUUUUUGCAGAGAAGGAGAUUGUGGCGGUUGGAUCGGCCAUCAUUGCUCUAUGGGACAUUAGUCCGGUAGGUGGGACUUGGGUAUUACCUACCAUGAUACCUGGGACUGGUGUGAAGAAGCCGAGUGAGGACAUUCGAGUGUCGAUUCAACGUCGGAUAUUUAAAUCAGACUAG
This is a messenger RNA of Exophiala mesophila, 1927 nucleotides long. RefSeq lists its product as uncharacterized. NCBI's taxonomy places the organism in Eukaryota, Fungi, Ascomycota, Eurotiomycetes, Chaetothyriales, Herpotrichiellaceae. Bases 278 to 1927 code for a protein of 549 amino acids. Gene Ontology annotation, molecular function: oxidoreductase activity, acting on paired donors, with incorporation or reduction of molecular oxygen; monooxygenase activity; iron ion binding. The transcript has 2 exons. The record is from RefSeq and is a predicted model, not a curated record.